Rhea pennata is the source of this 2604-nucleotide messenger RNA. It is a transcript of the gene AGAP2, whose product is annotated as ArfGAP with GTPase domain, ankyrin repeat and PH domain 2. The record is from RefSeq and is a predicted model, not a curated record. Gene Ontology annotation, biological process: activation of GTPase activity; negative regulation of neuron apoptotic process. Gene Ontology annotation, molecular function: GTP binding; GTPase activator activity; protein binding. The transcript is spliced from 19 exons. Gene Ontology annotation, cellular component: nucleus. NCBI's taxonomy places the organism in Eukaryota, Metazoa, Chordata, Aves, Rheiformes, Rheidae. The coding region runs from base 1 to 2604 and encodes 867 amino acids.
AUGAGCGCCCCCAGGCAGCUGGUGCUGGCCGCCAUCCGGGCCGAGGUGAAGCGGCACGAGGGGGCCAAGAAGCACGUGAACAAGCUGAUCCGGCUGGUGGAGACGGUGCCCGACCCCCGGCUCCGCGCCAGCCUCACCGCCUCGCUCAGCGUCGUGCAAGAGGCCUUGGUGAACAGCCAGGAAUGGACCCUGGGCCGCUCCGUCCCCGAGAUCCGCCUGGGUGUCCUGGGCAGCAGCAAGAGCGGGAAGUCGGCCCUCGUGCACCGCUUCCUCACUGGCUCAUAUGUGGGCUUGGAGCCCACGGAGAGUGGGCAGUUCAAGCGCGAGAUGAUGGUUGACGGCCAAAGCCACCUCCUGCUUAUCCGGGAGGAGGGAGGCCCCCCGGAUGCCAAGUUUGCCAACUGGGCGGACGCCGUCAUCUUCGUGUUCAGCCUGGAGAACGAGAGCAGCUUCGAGGAGGUGACGCAGCUGCACGAGCUGCUCAGCAGCCACCGGGGCACCGGCGACGUGGCCCUGGCGCUGGUGGGCACGCAGGACAAGAUCAGCUCCUCCAACCCCCGGGUGAUCGAGGACGCCCGAGCCCAGGCGCUCUGCGGCGACAUGAAGCGGUGCCUCUACUACGAGACCUGCGCCACGUACGGCCUCAACGUGGACCGGGUCUUCACCGAAGUGGCCCAGAAGGUCGUGGCGCUGAGGAAGCAGCAGCAGCUCCUGGCCUCCUGCAAGUCGCUGCCCAGCUCCCCCAGCCACUCGGCCGGCUCCACUCCCGGCGCCGGCGGCAUCCAGGCCAGCAACGGCGGCCACGCCAGCGACUACUCGUCCUCGCUGCCGUCCACCCCCAACGUGAGCCACCGGGAGCUGCGGGGGGAGCCGGCGGCGGCCGCGCUGGGCACCCCCAGCUCCCUGCACCGCGGCGCCAAGCGCCGCACCAGCCUCUUCGCCAACCGCCGGGGCAGCGACUCGGAGAAGAGGAGCUUGGACAGCCGGGGCGAGGUGGCGGGCAGCGGACGUGCCAUCCCCAUCAAGCAGAGCUUCCUGCUCAAACGCAGCGGCAAUUCCCUCAACAAGGAGUGGAAGAAGAAAUACGUCACCUUGUCCAGCAACGGGCUCCUCUUCUACCACCCCAGCAUCAACGAUUACAUCCACAGCACCCACGGGAAGGAGAUGGACUUGCUGCGGACCACAGUCAAGGUGCCCGGCAAGCGCCCGCCGCGCGCCAUCUCCGCCUGCGGCCCCUCGGCCAGCAUCAACGGGCUGGUGAAGGACGUGGCCGGGGUGCAGGCGCCCGAGGGGGCCGCCAGCACCUCUCCCGUGGGGCUGAGCCUCCCCCCGGAGCUGGGGCUCAAGGGCACGGGCAAGGAGCGGUCCCUGCAGCGCUGCGCCUCCGCCUCCAGCGCCAAGCUGCCCAGCGCCGUGAUUUCAGCGAUCCCAGUGACCCUGGUGGCCCCAGUAAACCCAGUGGCCCUGGUGGACCUGCUGGCCCUGGGGACUCUGAUGGACUCCUUGAUGCUUGUGGCCCCAGCGAGCCUGGUGGCUCUGACGGCCCUGCCCGUAUCCAGCCCCAGCAGCUCGGGCAAAGACCCGCCGCCGUCGCCCAUGAUCGACAGGAAGAAGCACCGCCGGAAGAAGCUGAUGACGCCGUCCAAGACGGAGGGCUCCUCGGGGCAGGCGGAAGAGGAGGAGAACUUCGAGUUCAUCAUCGUGUCGAGCACGGGGCAGACGUGGCACUUCGAGGCGAGCAGCUUCGAGGAGCGGGACGCCUGGGUGCAGGCCAUCGAGAGCCAGAUCCUGGCCAGCCUGCAGUGCUGCGAGAGCAGCAAGAACAAGGCCCGCGUGGACAGCCAGAGCGAGGCCGUGGCCAUCCAGGCCGUCCGCAACGCCCGGGGCAACUCGCUGUGCGUGGACUGCGGGGCGCCCAACCCGACGUGGGCCAGCCUCAACCUGGGCGCGCUGAUCUGCAUCGAGUGCUCGGGGAUCCACCGCAACCUGGGCACCCACCUGUCCCGCGUGCGCUCCCUCGACCUGGACGACUGGCCCCGGGAGCUGACGCUGGUGCUCACCUCCAUCGGCAACGCCACGGCCAACAGCAUCUGGGAGAAGAACCCGCAGGGCCGCUCCAAGCCCACCCCCGAGUCGUCCCGGGAGGAGCGGGAGUCGUGGAUCCGGGCCAAAUACGAGCAGCGGCUGUUCCUGGCGCCACUGCCGGCAGCCGAGGCGCCGCUCGGGGAGCAGCUCUUCCACGCGGUGCAGGAGAAGGACCUGGAGACGGUGCUGCUGCUCCUGGCCCACAGCAAGAAGGAGCAGCUCAAUGCUGCCACCGGUGACAAGGACCGCCGCACGGCGCUGCACGUGGCCUGCGACCUGGCCCAGGUGGUCAUCACCCAGCUGCUGGUGUGGUACGGCGCCGACGCGAAGGCGCGGGACGGGCUGGGCCGCACGGCGCUCUUCUACGCGCGCCGCGCCGGCAGCCAGGAGUGCGCCGACAUCGUGCUGCAGCACGGCUGCCCCGGCGAGGGCCCCGGCGGCCUGGCCACGCCGGCGCUGCGCCGCAAGAGCAGCUCGGCCAGCGUGGGCCACUGCGAGGCCCGCACCGCCCUGGUAUAG